AUGUCUACAACAGUGAAAAUGAACUUAGAGAAAGAUGUGUUCAGGAUCAGAGGAGAAAGACUAGUUCAUGUUCUCCAACUUGCAAGCCUGAGUAAAGAUGAUCCAGAAAACUACAUUUGUACGUCAGUGACCUCUGAAAAUGAUGUCUGCAUUACUUGGUUACGUAUCAGGGAAGAGCAGUCAAUAAUAAAUUAUGAAAGGAAGCACACCUGGUUAUUAAAGGAAUUGGCUCUUAUAGAUGGCGUUGAUGCUUUCAGGGACAAUGCUAUUUUUGAUUUGCAUUUUGAAAAUGAUAUCUACACUUUGGAGGCCUAUAGUACGGCAUCUAAAUAUGCUUUUCUCCGUUGCAUACGUGAGAUGAGUGAGGAAUACCUUCAGCGUGAUCUUCAAUGGCGGAAUUUUGACCAUGACUUUGUUGGUAACAGCAACUCUUUUUUGGUCAUAGAUGACAUAAUGCUAUCCCUGAGACUCUGCAUUGAAGCAAUAAGCUUUGGUUGCCUUUUCAGUUGUUUCUAA
Molecule: messenger RNA, 516 nt
Organism: Pelobates fuscus (common spadefoot toad)
Lineage: Eukaryota; Metazoa; Chordata; Amphibia; Anura; Pelobatidae
Product: exocyst complex component 1-like
Exons: 3
Coding region: 1-516 (171 amino acids)
Source: RefSeq, a predicted model, not a curated record